AUGGGCAAUUCGUCGUCAACAUACCUCGCCAAUCGCCUCAACCCGACGACUGAGACGCUUGCGUGGCAUAUGCAUCCUCAUUACGAUGACAUUUCAUGGCUGAGACGUCCCGUAAUUUCCGACAUGUGUCAGCUGCCGCCUCGCGACUUUGCCAAGCGUUUAUUUCUUGCCCAGCACGCCUAUAUUGGAACCAUAUUCUCUUUUCUCACCGCCGACAGCUUUUGCACCCGUGUAGAACGCAUAUAUGCCUCUCCGCCAGACCUAAACGACCGAGAUGACUGCUUGACCUUUUGCCAGAUACUCCUCGUAUUCGCCUUUGGCCAAAUGUACUCGGUGAACCAGUGGACGGGAAACGAGGGGCCCCCCGGGUUUCAGUUCUUCAAGUGUGCUCUGCAGUUUCUUCCCGAUAUCCACGAAGAUGGCUCCGUUCUAUUUAUUGAGGUACUAAGCUAUGUCGCCUAUUAUAUGCAGACGCUAAACAGGCGUGACUCGGCCUACCUAUACGCCGGCCUCGCCCUCCGCAUGGCCGUGUCACUUGGAUUGCACCAAGAAGUCAUGGGUCAAGACAUGGAUAGCAAUCAACGCGAGAGACGCCGCCGGGUGUGGUGGUCUGUGUACAGUCUGGAGCGGUUAUUAUGCGUCACCUCCGGCAACCCCAUCUCCAUCAACGACAGCGACAUCAACGCGUUAUUUCCGAGCGCCAUGGACGGGGAGGAUCCGCAGUGCUCAGUCGUAUUGCGAGGCUACACGGAACUGUCCCGUAUACUAGGUCGCAUCGGCCAGGAUAUAUACCGGAAAAAGCCCCAUUCAGGCACAACCUUAAUGGCUUCGAUCCAGGGCAUUAUGAAUAGUCUUACGGACUGGCAUCAUCAACUACCCGCCGACAUGCGGCUCGACCAAGCAGACCUCGACAAGCCCAUCAAGCGUGAGAUGGCCUCGAUACAUCUCCACUACUACCACUGCAUCAACAUGACGGCUCGACCGCUUCUGCUGUACGCUGUCCAGCGGCAGAUGGCGGCAAACUCGACCGAUGGCGAGCGCAUGAACAUGUCUCGCUGGGAGGAUGACUUACCCCCAGACAUUGUCCGCGUCAUUGAGACGUCCAUUGCCGCUGCUCGCUCCAGCAUAUCUAUCCUCAACGCGGCCGCUACAUAUAACCUCGUUGGCCCUAUAACCACAGCAACAUACGGCUUCAUCGACGGCGAGCAAGCCUUUUCAGCCGCGCUUCUCCUCGUCAUGGUCAACAUGGCAUUUCCGUAUCGCCAAGAAAACGCCACCGCUAUGGAUACGGCUCUUCACGUAUUGCAUAGCAUGGCCGAGAAGGGCAACAAGUACAUCUGUGCAUGCCACGCUCUCCUUACCAAAAUCCGCGCCACCAUAAAACCGACUACGUCGAUGGAGGAAGCGACCACUGCCGACACCGGCUCUCAAGAGACACUGACAUUGCCAGGUAGCCAACAGCCAGAUGGUGUAUCGUCUUCCCUUGACAAUUCCGAAGACCCCUCAGUAUGGACCGAAGUUUUAGAGUCCCUUGGCAUUGACAUGGACCGCCAGUGGAUUGGCAGCUUUUCACUGACAUGA
Metarhizium acridum CQMa 102 is the source of this 1581-nucleotide messenger RNA. Its product is annotated as Transcriptional activator. Lineage: Eukaryota; Fungi; Ascomycota; Sordariomycetes; Hypocreales; Clavicipitaceae. Gene Ontology annotation, molecular function: zinc ion binding; DNA binding. The record is from RefSeq and is a predicted model, not a curated record. Gene Ontology annotation, biological process: DNA-templated transcription.